AUGGCAACUGAGAAAGCCAAAAAAAGUACACUCGAUGAUUAUGAUUAUAUGAAUGAGAAUUCUAUCGAUGCUGAACUUAAAUGUUCACUUUGUAUGCAACCGUUCCAAGUACCUGUCAGUGCAAUAUGUGGUCACACUUUUUGUCAAACAUGUAUUAAUCCAUGGAUCGCUCGUCAAUCAACAUGUCCAACUUGUCGUACUAGAACGUCCACAGAGGAAUUUCAACCGAUUUCGACUCGUAUUGUACUCAAUCAACUUGAGAGACUUCUCUUACGAUGCAAACGAUGUAAUGAAGCGAAUAUUCAACGGGGAAACAUCAAUGACCAUGAAAAACGAUGUCCCAAUCAAACAGUUUCGUGUCCGGCAUUCGACAUUAAAUUGGAUCGUAUCCAAGGUUCAAUAUUUGGUUUGGCCGUAGGUGAUGCUCUUGGAGCUCAUGUUGAAUUCAGGCCUAACAGUUUUUUGGCAGCUAAUCCAGUCAAAGAUUUAGUAGGUGGCGGAACAUGGGGUCUACAACGGGGACAGUUUACCGAUGAUACCUCCAUGGCGCUUUGUUUGGCUAAUUCGCUAAUUGUUUGUCGAGACUUUGUUCCAUACGAUCAAUUAGUUCGCUACAAAUGGUGGUAUCGACAUGGCUACAUGUCGUCGACUGGUCAAUGUUUCGACAUUGGUACAACCACUCGACAAUCACUUCAAGAAUUUGAAAAGCGUCAAAACAAGUUUGCACAUGAUCAUCAUAUUCUCUUAGAUCAAAUGGAUUCUCUAUCUGAUCGUGAUUUUCUUCAAACAUUCGAUGUGCAUUGCAGCAAAGAGGGUGUGGCUGGUAAUGGAGCUCUGAUGCGUCUUGCACCUGUACCACUUUUCUUCUAUCGACGUCCAGAACUGGCUGUUGACUACUCGGGUAUUAGUGGCCAAAUCACCCACGGAGAUGAGAAAGCAUAUGAUGCAUGUCGUUAUUACGGAGCUCUUAUCGUAGCUGCCCUUAACGGUGCAAAGAAAAGUGACUUAACUAGUACAACAUUUUAUGAAGAGCAUCGGAAAUGGUUUGGAGAUCGAAUCCUUCAUACUGACAUCAUGGCGAUUGCUCAUGGAUCCUAUCAAAAAUCAGGCGGCUAUCAAAAGGGAAUUCGAGGGAAAGAAUACAUUGUCAAUGCUCUUGAAGCUGCUUUAUGGGCUUUUUGGAGUGACGGGGACUCGUUCGAAGCAGGCGCACUAAAUGCAGUUAAUCUAGGUGAUGAUACAGAUACAACAGCAGCUAUCUAUGGUCAGUUAGCCGGAGCUUACUAUGGCUACAAGAAGUUGCCAGAAAAAUGGCUGGAAUGUAUCUAUGCGAAACAGUUCAUUCUAUGUGUCAGCAGCUGGAUCACCUUCGAAGGAGAAAAAUGGUUUAUAAAUCAAAUUGCACCAAAUACAAGUAACGCUCGUCGCUGUGCGAUUCGCUUAACCCUCGACUGA
Messenger RNA from Rotaria sp. Silwood2, 1455 nucleotides. The record is from the annotation of a GenBank genome assembly. NCBI's taxonomy places the organism in Eukaryota, Metazoa, Rotifera, Eurotatoria, Philodinida, Philodinidae.